Messenger RNA from Nomascus leucogenys (northern white-cheeked gibbon), 1722 nucleotides. It is a transcript of the gene PYHIN1, whose product is annotated as pyrin and HIN domain family member 1. Gene Ontology annotation, molecular function: double-stranded DNA binding. Gene Ontology annotation, biological process: cellular response to interferon-beta; positive regulation of interleukin-1 beta production; activation of innate immune response. Gene Ontology annotation, cellular component: nucleolus. NCBI's taxonomy places the organism in Eukaryota, Metazoa, Chordata, Mammalia, Primates, Hylobatidae. The record is from RefSeq and is a predicted model, not a curated record.
AGGAAGCCAGCACUGGUCAAGUGACUCUAAGGAGGGCCAUUUUCCCUUGUUGUCUUUGAAAAUACUUCAUUUUCUUAGCAUUUCAGGAGAUUAUAACAUCCUGUAUUUCAGUUUCUGAGAGCUUUACUGACUGAUUUCCCUAUUCAAAACAAUCCUCAUUUCCUACAUUUCUGAAGAUCUCAAGAUCUGGACUACUGUUGAAGAAAUUCCCAGUAAGGCUCACUUAUAUCUUUAGAGAUGGCAAAUAACUACAAGAAAAUUGUUCUACUAAAGGGAUUAGAGGUCAUCAAUGAUUAUCAUUUUAGAAUUGUUAAGUCCUUACUGAGUAACGAUUUAAAACUUAAUCCAAAAAUGAAAGAAGAGUAUGACAAAAUUCAGAUUGCUGACCUGAUGGAGGAAAAGUUCCCAGGUGAUGCUGGUUUGGGCAAACUAAUAGAAUUCUUCAAAGAAAUACCAACACUAGGAGACCUUGCUGAAACUCUUAAAACAGAAAAGUUAAAAGUCAAAGGAAUAACCCCAUCUAAAAAGACGAAACAGAAAGAAGUGGAUCCUGCUACACCUGCAUCCACCCCAAGCAACCGUCUCACAGCUAAAGGAGCAGAGGAGACUCUUGGACCUCAGAAAAGAAAAAAACCAUCUGAAGAAGAGACGGGAGCCAAAAGGAGUAAGAUGUCUAAAGAGCAGACUCGGCCUUCCUGUUCUGCAGGAGCCGGCAUGUCCACAGCCAUGGGCCGUUCCCCACCUCCCCAGACCUCAUCAUCAGCUCCACCCAACACUUCCUCAACUGAGAGCGUAAAACCAUCGGCCAACCGUCAGGCAACUGCCAGUAAAAAUAUUUUCCGAGAAGACCCAGUGAUCGUGAUGGUACUAAAUGCAACAAAAAUAUUUAAAUAUGAAUCCUUAGAAAAUGAGCAAAGAAGAAUGUUUCAUGCUACAGUGGCUACGCAGACGCAGUUCUUUCAUGUGAAGGUUUUAAACAUCAAUUUGAAGGGGAAAUUCAUUAAAAAGAGAAUCAUCAUUAUAUCAAAUUAUUCUAAACAUAAUAGUCUCCUAGAGGUGAAUGAAGCCUCUUCUGUAUCUGAAGCUGGUCCUGACCAAACGUUUGAGGUUCCAAAGGAUAUCAUCAGAAGAGCAAAGAAAACUCCAAAGAUCAAUAUUCUUCACAAACAAACUUCAGGAUAUAUUGUAUAUGGAUUAUUUAUGCUACAUACGAAAAUUGUAAAUAGGAAGACGACAAUCUAUGAAAUUCAAGAUAAAACAGGAAGUAUGGCUGUAGUAGGAAAAGGAGAAUGCCACAAUAUCCCCUGUGAAAAAGGAGAUAAGCUUCGACUUUUCUGCUUUCGACUGAGAAAGAGGGAAAAUAUGUCAAAAUUGAUGUCAGAAAUGCAUAGUUUCAUCCAGAUACAGAAAAAUACAAACCAGAGAAGCCAUGACUCCAGGAGCAUGGCACUACCCCAGCAACAGAGUCAGCAUCCAAAACCUUCAGAGGCUGGCACAACCCUACCUGAAAGCCGUCUCAAGACUCCUCAGAUGCCACCAACAACCCCAUCCAGCAGUUCCUUCACCAAGAAGGAUGAAGCCCACGCAGGAGCACAGUCAUCGCCUACAAACUUUAGAAUCAUCUCACCAACUGUGGCCCCUCCUGUUUCUUCUGAUACUUCCACCAACCGCCAUCCAGAAGUUCCUUAAAUAAGGUCACCAAGGACAAGGAUAUCAAAUAAC